Prorocentrum cordatum is the source of this 756-nucleotide messenger RNA. The record is from the annotation of a GenBank genome assembly. Lineage: Eukaryota; Dinophyceae; Prorocentrales; Prorocentraceae.
GUGGGCGACUCGGUGAUCGGACAGAUCUGCCAGCUGGGCGCGCCGGGCCUCUGCUGCAGCAGCGCGCGCCCCUGCACGACGAAGGAGCCGCCCUUCCGCAGGUCGCACGAAUCAGCUCAAGAGAUCAAGUUGGACGAGCUGCCCGAAUACAAGGACCAGGGCUGGCAGCACCUCUUCCAGUUCAAGCUGCGCGACGACAACAGCGCCGCUCCAAACACUGCCUACUUCGUGGCCCCAGAGGUGCACGACGAGAAGGAGACUGUCAACACAUCGGUGAGACUCGUGACCAGCUUCCUCGCGGAGAAGGGCACCACCGCGGACGACGUGCUGGUGCUGGGCUUGAUCGGCAACCACUACAACCACGGCCUGACGGUGUUUCAAGAGUUCGUGACCGCUCUCAUCCAGAAAGUGGUGAACCCCUUUCCUGGUCGCGUUGUCCUGCUCGGCUACAGCCCACAGCACUUCGCAGGCGGCGGGCACUUCAGCAGCGGCGGCGUCAAGGAGUGCGCCCCGAACCAGCUCCCGAGCGACGUCGACAUGCCCCGCAACUCGUUCCGCAGCGCCAUCUUCCUGCGCAGCGUGUGGCAAUCACCCGGACAUCUGGCGCACCAGAAGGCCCGACUCGUGGACUUCAGCGAGAUGCUGAGCCCGCUUUGGAACUGCCACCGCAACGCGGGCGACUGCACCCACUGGAAGGACACCGUCAUUACCCUCCAGGCGCAGCUCAUCCUCAACGCCCUGCAGAAGAUCAACUGA